CUGACCCAAUCAUUGCCGCCAUUCCCUUAGGCCCGAGCAGUGAGUUACAUGAAAAAAGCGGUGAAAUGGCGAUGGUCGUUGACGAACUGCCGCCCAACUCCCGCCAAAAGUUGCGACUCGCUCUCCCAAAGCUUCCACUCCACUCUUCUUGCUUUUGGUCUUCGUCGCCUCGGGAUAAAUCCGGCGACCGGCAGCCAUUGAAUUCUUUUAACCCAGUGAAUGCUAACUCUCCGUCCAUGCUUCGUUUCAUUUCUCUCAGUACCCGUUUCCCACUCCUGCCGCCGACCAGUCCCCCUUCUUCGCUCCUUCCAUUUCUUCUCUAAACCUCACUCCCUCCUCCCAAAACCCUCUUCCCCUCUCUUCCUCAAUCCUACUUCCCAGAUGUCGAAUCGCCCAAACGCAUUCGACAUUCUCAAGUCCAACGCCAAAUCCGUCUACAAGAACAAGCCCCAAGCCGAUUCACCCAAGAAGCGGAAAACCCCCGAAUCCGAAAACCCUAAACCUGCCGCCGCUUCUCCCGAUUCAGCGCCCGACGGGAAGGUUCCCGACCCUGAACCACCAAUUCAUGGCGGAGAUUCUUCGGCUGACCAGAAAUUGGAGCUGCCCAAGACGGACGGUACCCAGAAGUCGUUUUUCAUGCCUUGUAGUAGUUCGAAGAAAGCCCGCGCCGACGAUAGGGUCGAGGAAUUGAAGAGCAAGGUUGGGGAUUUGAAGAAGAAAGCCAAGGAGUUUAAGCCGGAGAAAGUGGCGUGUUGGGAGAAGGGAGAGAGAAUUCCGUUCAUCUUCGUUUCGUUAGCGUUUGAUAUGAUUGCUAACGAGAGUGGGAGGAUUGUGAUUACGGAUAUCGUGUGCAAUAUGCUGCGGACAGUUAUAGAUACUACUCCCGAAGAUCUGCUGCCGGUGGUAUACCUCUUGGCAAACAAGAUUGCGCCUGCUCAUGAGGGGAUUGAGCUUGGGAUUGGGGAAGCAAUCUUGAUCAGAGCACUGGCGGAGGCUUACUCGAAGAUGGAGAGGGAUGUUAAGAAGAUGUACCAGGAGAUGGGAGAUUUGGGGCUUGUUGCUAAAGCUAGCCGCAGGACUCAACGGACGAUGUCCAAGCCUGAAUCUUUAACAGUCUCCAAAGUGUUUGACACGUUUCGAUUGAUUGCUAAGCAAUCUGGAAAGGAUAGUCAAGACAGCAAGAGGAAACAUAUCAAGGGACUUCUUGUGGCUGCCGUUGACUGCGAGCCUCAGUAUAUUAUGCGUUUGCUUCAGUCGAAGCUGCGAAUUGGUUUUUCAGAGCAGACUCUUUUGGCUGCUUUAGGCCAGGCUGCUGUGUAUAUUGAGAAGCAUUCUAAACCACCUUCAAAUGUUCAGUCACCUUUGGAAGAGGCUGUGCGCAUUGUUAAGGGAGUCUACUCAGUCCUUCCUGUAUAUGAUAUAAUUGUCCCUGCUCUUCUCAGUAAUGGUGUAUGGAAUCUUUCCAAGACAUGUAACCUUGUGCCUGGUGUUCCUGUUGCACCGAUGCUUGCUAAAUCAACCAAGGCUGUUUCCGAGAUAGUAAAUAAAUUCCAGGAUAUAGAAUUCACGUGUGAAUACAAGUAUGAUGGAGAGCGUGCUCAGAUUCACUAUAUGGAGGAUGGUACAGUUGAGAUAUAUAGCCGGAAUGCUGAGCGAAACACUGGAAAAUUUCCUGAUGUUGUGGCUACAAUUUCAAGGUUGAAGAAGUCUUCUGUGAAAUCAUUCAUUCUGGAUGGUGAACUGGUUGCCUAUGACCGAGAAAAAAAUAAAAUCCUUCCCUUUCAGAUACUUAGUACACGAGCCCGCAAAAAUGUGGUCAUGAGUGAGAUAAAGGUUGAUGUGUGCAUAUUUGCUUUUGACAUGCUGUUUCUUAAUGGCGAACCACUUAUUCAAGAACAGUUGGAAGUUCGUCGAAAGCGGCUGUAUGAUUCAUUUGAGGUUGAACCUGGAUUCUUUCAGUAUGCAACAGCAAUAACUUCUAACGACCUCGAGGAAAUACAGAAGUUUCUGAAUGCAGCUGUUGACUCUAGUUCUGAGGGUUUGAUCAUCAAAACGCUGAAUAAAGAUGCUACAUAUGAACCUUCAAAACGAUCACGCAAUUGGCUAAAAUUAAAGAAAGAUUACAUGGAAAGCCUUGGGGACUCAUUUGAUCUGGUUCCUAUUGGUGCUUUCCAUGGUACCGGGAAGCGUACAGGCUUCUAUGGUGCAUUUCUUCUUGCUUGUUAUGACACUGACAGAGAGGAAUAUCAAAGUAUUUGUAAAUUGGGUACGGGAUUCAGUGAAGCACUGCUUGAAGAACAUUCUACUAGACUACGCACGAAAGUGAUUUCCGAACCAAAGACGUACUACAGGUUUGGAGAGAAGCUGAAUCCAGAUGUGUGGUUUGAGCCAUCUGAGGUAUGGGAGGUGAAAGCUGCAGACUUGACAAUCAGCCCUGUCCAUUGUGCAGCGAUUGGUGCAGUGGAUCCUAACAAGGGUAUUUCUCUGCGGUUCCCUCGUAUGUUACGUGUCAGAACAGACAAGCUUCCAGAGGAAGCUUCAUCAGCCGAGCAGGUGGCGGAGAUGUAUAAUGCUCAGAAGCACAAUCAGCCGAACCCUGAGGCAGAUGAUGAAGAUGAUUAAGCAUCAGAUCUUUCAGCUUUGCAUUUAUAUCACCUUCAAAGUGCAAGUGCCUACGACUGUUGCUAUGUUGCAGCAUAGAUCCUACAGUGCAUUUGACCCUCUUCCAAGAAACCAGAUGGCAAAGUCAUGUCUGCUGCGCUGUAAAGAUUGUGGUUGCAGUAAGUUGAAACUGAGCACCUUGACAGCUUAAACCCCAAGAAAAUUUGUUGUAAGCAAAGAAAAUUUUGGUGUUUGAAACUCAUAGUUGCAUACUUGUAAUGCUAGUGAACUGGGUCUGCUACAGCUCUAAGGUUAGGACAAAGAAGCACUGUCUGAAUCUGCCGUAGAAUUAACUGGAUUUUGGAGAAUGAAUCUAAUCAAACGAACGGCGCAGAUUAUAUUUGGUGUACAGUUCUAUCUUGCAACCUGUUGUCCCAGUUUAUUUGAUAUACAGUUAGGCUUUGUAUGUUGAUGAAUGGUACAGGUCUCUUGACUGGAAGUUUCUUUUAUGUUCUGGAGUUGCCAUAUUUGGCGGGAGAAGUCAAAGCACAAGUCUCUGGACUCUGAAGCAUCUGAUAUGAUGAACGGGAUUUCCGCUUAGGGUCCCCCAAACGGCUAAAUAGGUAAGGAAGUAGAAAGGUUUGUUUCUUUGUCUGGGCAAAUGGGAGGAGCCAGAAGUAAGACAGUAAUUUGCUGUCAGCGUUUCAGGGACUUUUGGUCCAAGUCUGUAAUCUUCUGCCGUGUUGACCAAGGAAACAUGUCAUGAAAUGGCGGCCUUUUAGGGUGUCCCAGGCUCCCAGCAGCAGCUGACAGCCAACUUCCAGUAGCAGAUAUUGGGGUUUGCCCGCAGCUUCACGUUCUAUCAGGUCUUCUCGAGUUCCCCUCCUUUCCCCGCCACAUGCUUCUCUUGCUCUAGUUUUGCUAGCAUGAUGAACAGAGUGGCGCCAACAUAAACUGAUAAAGUUGGA
This is a messenger RNA of Linum trigynum, 3569 nucleotides long. The record is from the annotation of a GenBank genome assembly. Lineage: Eukaryota; Viridiplantae; Streptophyta; Magnoliopsida; Malpighiales; Linaceae.